GCCCAGAGCGCGGCCCUGUCGCUGCCGCGGUCGGAGGCGCAGCCGUGCCCCGGCCCGACGCGGGGCCGCCGUCUCGCCCGUCACAGGCGGCCCGGCCCGGCGGCCAGCGCGGGGCUCAUGGCCCAGUGAUUUUGGUCCUGGCGGGGUUGAGAUGCUACUGCUGUCAUUGACACAGUGGUGAUGGUUACUGUAAACCCUGAUCCAUGCUGGGUGCUGGUGAUGCAAUGGUGAAAAAUAGCUUUAAUUUCCUGCCUUUCCAGAGGCUAUCUGAUGACCAUCAAGGAAGCCUAGAUGUGCUAGAGGUUAAAGAACUCAGCUCUUGCUUCAAUACAUAGCAGGAAUAAGGGGCUUCUGUGCUUUUGGAUAUCUUCCAGUAGAUGCAAAGGGGUUGCAAGUGGAUAGUGUAUCUGGGAUUAAAGUACACUACGGGAGGACAAAAAUCUUCCAGUUUGUAGCUAUGCUUGCUGAAUACUUUAGUGAUCCGGUUUAGCAAAUGACAAACUUCCAAAGGUUUCAUGCUGAGUGUUUAUGUAAAGUACAGUUUAAAACUUGAUUAUCUGUAGUUGACUUCUUGAGAAGUGAUGGGAAUGACUACCAUCAGUCAGCUGGAACAGCUUAACUGUCAGGAGCUUAAUCUUAACUUGAACACUUAAAUGAUGUUUUGUGUUCUUAAACAAAAUGCAAAAUUAAAUGCACUUCUGUAAGAAAACAAAAUCUGUGCUUGCUAAAUUCACUAAUCCUGUUCUUAAAUAUUUAGGAAUUUUUUAAGCUGCAUUUGUGCAGAAUUUUUGACACACUGCAGUGUAAAUGGAAGUUAGAAAUUGAAGUUAGCACUGUUAGAAAUUGUAGAGUACCAAGAAGCUGUGUGUGUAAGUCUAGAUUUAAUAAGUCUUAUCAAUACAAUUUUUGGUGUUACAACUGAAAUACUGUACUUUGUAUGUGUAAAACUCUUCCCAGCUUUUAAACAGAUUUACGCUUUGCACAUAGCUUUGCCUUUAUGUGAACUUAGCUUUGCUAAUGUAGUGUAAUAAAGUAUGUUAAAAGAAAGUAGUUUCAGAGGCUGCAGAUUGGUUUCGUGUCCCUUAGAUUUUCUAUAGGGUUCUGUAGAAGUGACACACAGGUUAAUUUAUUUUAGCAAAUUCCGGUAGUAUCACCUUAGAUUAUAACGAAACUUUAUAUUCAUGACGACUUUAAGAUGGUUGAAGUGUGACCUGCUGUGAUUCCUCCUUAGGCAUCAUGGGCCAGCCUUCCGUUUGUUGGCACUGGUCACAGUGUGGUCAUUUGUUCUGCAAGACCAGUGCAGUAGUUGGGAUUGAAGCUUGUCUGGCUAAUUAGAGUAUUAGAAAUAAAUUUCCAGAGCAGGAAAGAUCAUGUCUUUCAGCUGCUUCACCUUUAGAUCAGCUGAGGGGAACACAAAAUAGCAUUCUGAGAAAGGAAAGCACUUAAUUUAAAAUAUCCCACCUCACAAUGACUCCUUAAUUUACAAAAGGAAAGCUUCACACUGCUUGAUAAACAAUACAACUAUUUUCUAUAUAUAAGGAAAUGAUACACCCUUGUUAUAAACUGACUUUGUAUUACCUCAGAAAUGUAGGCUUGAGUUUGAAAGAGACGGGGUUUUUUAUUACCUCUUAUUAUGUCAUUUCUAGUAGACAUAAUUGCAGUAGAGAAAAUUAUAAAUCUUAGAAAUAAUUAUUUUUGGCAUUUUUGGGCUUCAGUGUCAACAUAUAAAGAAGAACAAGUGGAGUAGGACAUAGGUAUGUAAAUAUUAGUAUUGAGUCAUUUGGACUUCCCUGUGAUUUCACAACAGUGGUAAGAAAUUAGGGGUUUUUUCAGGCAAGCAAGCAGAGGUUGGUAGUGUAAAAAUUUAUGGAGCAGCCCAACUUAAUCUUUAGAUAGUGUUACUCAGCUGUUUGGUUACCAAUAUUCACUGUUGUGGCUUUUUUUUUCCUUUUUUUAAGUUGUACAAUCAUCUUAAGUUACACCCUUUAUGUAACUAAAAUUGCAAACACUGUGGUUAAAGUACUUCUUAUAAUGAAAAUUAUAUUGAGUAGAAUACCACUGAAUUUCUUUUGUUUAUGGAAUUUUUUUAUGUCCUUCUUCUUACCUCCCAUUAAUUCCUGUAUCACAUGUACUUAAAUAUGGCUUCUGGGAAAUAUUUAAUGUCAUGUGUGGUUUUUUUUUUUUUUUUGUAAUUAUGAAAGAGAAUAUUUAAAAGAAGCUCAAAACUUUUAAAAGUUUAGCUUUAAUCUUGAGUUUAAGGUCAAAAGAACUUUCACAGUUUCAGCUGUUUGAAAGCUGUCUGGCUGUAAUGUUCAAAUCUUUGACAUAAAACACAGCCCCUAUUAACAUGAGCUUAUAAGAGUGGAAAAAGCACAUGUUUUCCUUUAACCUUUGUAUUUCCUUUUCAGGUUAAAUAUUUGUUGCUACCUGCAAAAUAAUUGAACUUUUGGAUACAUUCUGCCUAGGUAGAAGAAUUUUCUAUCUGGCACAGGCAGCAAGAUAAACAGCAGUGGCAAGAUGGAGGCACAGGCAGGCAGUUGGUGCCUUGAAGUUUAUAGAAAGCUCAAAGAGGCUAUUGCUUUUUAUGAAGACCAACAAGCAAUUUCAGAGUUAGGAGAGCAAAUACUGGAUUUAUGUAUGUUCUAGAUCCAAUGAUUAGUUCUGUGACAAGACAACAUGACACUUUGAGUAUGACAGAAGCCCUAAUGUUGCAGCAGAGGCUGGGAAUAUUAAUGGCCAAAUCUAGAGAUCAGAUGGUCUUCUAAAGAAGUCAUGGGUAGCUGUUGUAGCUGUCCAGAUAAAGAAACUGUCCCAGAUAACCAACGAAACAAGUUUAAGGUUAUUAAUGUGGAUGAUGAUGGUAAUGAACUGGGUUCUGGCAUAAUGGAACUUACAGAUACAGAACUAAUUUUGUACACCCGUAAAAGGGACUCUGUAAAAUGGCACUACCUCUGUCUCCGUCGCUAUGGCUAUGACUCAAAUCUUUUCUCUUUUGAAAGUGGUCGAAGGUGUCAAACUGGACAAGGAAUCUUUGCCUUUAAGUGUGCCCGGGCAGAAGAGCUAUUUAACAUGUUACAAGAGAUAAUGCAGAAUAAUAGCAUAAAUGUGGUAGAAGAACCAGUAGUAGAAAGGAAUAAUCAUCAAACUGAGUUGGAAGUACCAAGGACCCCUCGAACACCUACCACUCCAGGGUUCAAUGCACAGAGUUUACCCAACGGCUACCCCAGAUACCCGUCCUUUGGAGACGCUUCCUCGCACCCUUCCAGCAGACACCCUUCUGUGGGCAGCGCGCGCCUCCCCUCUGUCGGUGAAGAGUCCACACAUCCUUUACUUGUAGCAGAGGAGCAAGUGCACACUUACGUAAACACUACUGGAGUACAAGAGGAAAGAAAAAAUCGAUCAAGUGUGCAUGUGCCACUGGAAUCAAAGCUUUCAAACACUGAAACAGCUAAAGUGAAAGAAGAUCAGAUGUGUACUGAUGACAGAGAUGCUCAGGUUCUCCUGGAGCCUGAAGGAGUGAAGUUUGUUUUAGGACCAACACCUGUUCAAAGGCAGUUAAUGGAAAGAGAGAAACUGGAACAACUUGGGAGAGAUCAAGUUAGUGGCAGCAGCACAAACAACACUGAAUGGGACACUGGGUAUGACAGUGAUGAACGUAGAGAGACACCAUCUGGUAAUAAAUUGGUGUAUGAAAAUAUAAAUAGGUUAUCAAUCCCUAGUGCCUCAGGGGUCAGGAGAGGUCGCUUGACAUCAACCAGUACCUCAGACACCCAGAACAUCAACAACUCUGCUCAGAGAAGAACUGCGCUGCUGAACUACGAGAACUUGCCAUCCUUGCCACCUGUUUGGGAAGCCCGCAAGCUGAGCAGAGAUGAAGAUGACAGUUUAGGACCAAAGACCCCGUCUCUGAAUGGCUACCACAAUAACCUAGAUCUAAUGCAUAACUACGUUAAUACAGAGAAUGUAACAGUACCAGCAAGUGCUCAUAAAGUAGAAUUUACACGACGUCGGGACUGUACCCCAACAGUCUUUAACUUUGACAUUAGGCGUCCAAGUUUAGAACACAGGCAGCUCAACUAUAUACAGGUUGACUUGGAAGGUGGCAGUGACUCUGACAACCCUCAGACUCCAAAAACCCCCACCACUCCACUUCCGCAGACUCCAACCAGGCGCACAGAGCUGUAUGCUGUGAUAGACAUUGAAAGAACUGCUGCUAUGUCAAGCUUGCAAAAAGCACUGCCCCGAGAUGAUGGUACUUCUAGGAAAACUAGACAUAACAGUACUGACCUGCCUAUGUGAGCCUGGGGAGCAUUGAAUCAUUUGCACCUUUUGUGAAGUUUAUAAAACUGAAGAUGCGAAUACUUUGCAUUUCUUAACACUAACGCCUUUUAUAGACUAAUAGAACCUUUUCUGCAUACUUCGUGUACUUGUCUUACUAAAGGGAAUUAAUGUAGAGCAAGUAUUCAUUUUAGGUAACACUAUUUCAUCCUACAGUAGAAGUAAUUACUGCAUAGCAGCAUCACCACCUUUCACAGUGCCUCUUUAAUUGAUUAGAGUCUGAGUGACAUGCCAGUUUUGAAUUUAUAAAUAUUCUGGUCUGGUGCCUAUACUCAUUAACGGCGUUUAUAACACUUUUUAAAGCCUCUUGAUAUGUGCAUUAUUAGCAGGUAAACCUAAUAUUUCAAUAUGCUUAUCUGACGUUCAUUCCAUUGAAGUGGUUCCUCCAGAAUGAAAUGUAUGUAAUGCGUUAAUUCACUCAGUUUGACAUACACAAGAUAUAUUGAUUCAUCUCACAGAAUAUAAACAUCACACCUUUUUUGUCUGUAGGCAAGAAGGCCUCUGAUUCCUGAUGGUUUUCUUAACUAGUGUGAUAUUUGAGAGGUCACAUUGAUGGUUGUUGAUCAGAACUAUAAACACAUCAAAAACUAGCCUUAAGCUCCUUCUGCUGGAAUAGAAUUCCAAGUGACAUAUCAAAUUCCCUCUGGAAUCUGACAAAAUUUUAAUCUCAUCAGAGUUUUGGGGUGUUUUGUGAGGGAAUUCACAGGUGGGCUGUAAGAAUUAAGGCUCUCUUGUCAUUUCUUAGUUCAGUGUGCCUUCUUUCCUUUGCAUUUGUGUGUUUCCUUUUUAUUUGUUCCAUAAUGUCUUGUUUUAAAAGUCAAAAUUUUGUACAUAGCGUUAAUUGUUCAGGGUCAUCUAUGUAUUUGUCUUACUCUCUGCAUUUGACAAAGCAAGACUCUUGAAGGUCAAGUGGUUGUCUUCGUCCAGUGUUCUACUUUUUUAUGCCUGACAGAAAUAUCCCAGCUCUCCAGCAGUAUGCAUUAUUGCACAACUGGAAAGGUUUAUUAUGCAGUUAUUGUCUUCCUCUAAAGCAUCAAACACAGGUUACACGGGAGGCAGGGUACUGGACUUGAUAGUUCUUUAUAGAAAGUUGUACGUUCUAGCAAUGUGCAUCCAUAGGUGAUAGUGUACUUUAAUUUAAAAAGAUGCGUAGUAAAUUAUCUGAAGGUAGUAUUAUCUAUGAACAUACUUGUUUUCCUUUUGCAGUUGAUGAAUUUGGUUACAAUGAUAGCUGCUCAGUGUUACAGGUACAUCCAGGUAGAAUGUUGUUUGUUGGAUAUGCCAGAGACGCCCUUAGACUUUUUUUUCUAUUUUGUUUACUAAUACUCUGAAUAAUCGUAGAAUUCUGGCAGUAUUGCAGGUGCACCUUGGUACUAGCAGCAGGAGAAAUUGCUCUUGAGCCUGUGAUUGCAAAGGAACUGAUACUUGUGUGAACUGGUAUGAUAUAAAAUAACCCUUGAACUGUGAGGAAAAUCAUGCAAGAAAAGCCAUUUGGAGAUCUGAAAAAGCAUUAAGGGUCUCCAUGCAAUAUUUGAAUUGAAGUUUUAUGAAAACCAAACUACAAUUAUUUUCUGUCUUUUUAAUUGGUGUGUAUUUCUGUUCCUACAACUUUUUUCUUUGGUCUUCUCGUAUUUAGUAGUGGCAGUAGUAGCAGCACCUGAAAUAUAUGUCUCUUGCCGUACCAUUAGUUGGUAUCAGGCCACCCUUUCACUCUGGCUUUCAUUAUUCCUUACAGACUGUACGGUACUGAAAUACCAGAUGGACAAAGAAUACAAUUUGCUGAAGUAAAAGAUAGGAGUCAUUGAGACCAUUGUGAGGAACUCAAAAGAGAUUUUUUUAAAAAAACCUUAUUAAUUAUUUAAUCAUCAGCCUCUGCAUACUCUUGUGACAGACUCGCUGACUUGUGAGGAGACCUUGGUACUCAAGAAGGUAAAGACUACCUAGAGCUAGGCAUUUUACAGGUUGUACCCAGGUGGGUACACUCCUCUCCCAGUCAGCCAGCGACAGGACAAGAGGACAUAGGCUUAAGCUGUGCCAGGUAGAUGUUAGCAAGAAAUUUUUCACAGAAGGGCUGAUUAAGCAUUGGAAUGAGCUGCCCAGAGGGGUGGUGGAGUCACUGUCCCUGGAGGUGUUCAAGGAAAGACUGGAUAUGGCAGCUGGUGCCGUGGUCUGGUUGGCAGGGUGGUGUUUGGUCAUAGGUUGGCUUCAGCGAUCUCAGAGGUCUUUUCCAAGCCUACUGAUUCUGUAACUGCUCCCUCACAUCUUUGCCAUUGCCUCACCUUAUGGACCUCCUGGUCUGUACUGAAGAGAAAUCACAGUGCAUUGCAAAAUGGGUUAAUAAUAUUUGUGUGACUCUUGUUCUUAGCAUAUAGCUCAGUUAAAUUUGUGAGCUGAACUAAUGCUUCAACAUUUGUUUUGAGGCAAACCUGUUUGAUCUGUCUAGCUGCUUAGAAAUACAUGGUCCUCAUCUGUAUAGUUUAAAGUAAUUGACUGGACCCUUAAAACACACCAGUGAGGCACGAAGUAAUAAUAUUCUUUACUAAAUAGGAAAGCAGAGGCUUUGGGUAGAUCUUAAGUGACCUGCUGAAAUUUCAGCAACCAGCCAUAUCCCUCCGGAGUUCCAGUGCACUGUCCUAUGCAUUUAUCCUGAAUAGUCUCAGAUGAAAUGAAUGGUCUGAGCAAAUUUUUUACAAUGUUGCAAGUUUCACAGUGUUUUCUUAGCUCUGGUCCCCGGAAUUGAGAAUAUACUGAAAUUUCAGCUGUCUGUAGCCUUAAUUAUAUUAACAAGUCUGAUGACAUAUUUUCCAGGACUACUUUUUUAACCUGUUACAUUUUACAGGUGGGAUAACGCUUUCUCGUUUUGUGUAUGCUGCGAACAUUCUGGGUGGUCCCUGUCACCCACACUACUCAUCUUUAGCAUUCCUUAUUUUCUGCCCCUUGAAGUAGAUGCAGUUGCAAUGCACUUUACCCUUUGAGACUUGGUAAAUAUUUUUUUCAAUUCAGUCUCUUUUAAAGGCUGUGAUGUUAGAUUUAGUGUCUGUAAUCUAGGAUUCAGUUUUCAGAUGAAAUCUCUCCAUGGUAUCUAGAUCAUAUUUAUUUUGGGCCCACAGGUGUAUAGACUGAGAAACUAGAAAUAUGUAACCAUUUUCUUUAGUACAUGUGGCAUGUUAAGUUUACAUAAACUAGGCCCUGUAAAAAUGGUAGCAUCUCCAUCAGUUCUACUUUUCAUCCCUAACGAGUAGUCGGUUGCUGCCCUUCAAACACAUUUGACAAGAGGAAACCUUUAACUGUAGGUAUUCCUUUAGUGCAAUGAUUUGAGAAAGACAUACAUUACUGUAUCUUUUAAACAAGGCAACUGAGUUGUUAAACAACACAAAUAAGUGACCAAAAGUAUAUAAUAAAGAUUGUGCUAGAAAUACAGGGAGUGAGAAUUUAUUCCAUUUUUAUAUCAGGAUUUUUCCUCAAAAUUAUGUCAGAAGGAGGACCAAUUGUUUUAAUUUUUGUGGUGUUUUUUGCUGACUUCCUAAAGCAAUACUGAAAAAGACCAUUCUGAAAACCUUGACACUCCUUAGAACAUCUUUUGUUUCCCCCAAUAAGUAUGUUUUGCAUUUGAUAGGGGUUGAAUCUGAUGAUGUGCAUGGAAGCACUACUCCUAUUAAAGUCUUCAGAGCUUUUAUAGAAAAUAUAAGUGUUGAAGUAGAAAUUUCAUAUAAUGAAUUGAUAAAAUGUCCUUCCCCCUCCCUGAUGUUUGGAUAUUUGUGUGUAUUUGCACCUCUGACUAGGGCUUGGGUGUAAAAAGGGUCACAGAAAUGUGUAAACUGUGUGAAGUCCAAACCAGUGUCAAAACAGGGCUGCUUUUUAUAGGUGACAGACCAGCAGUUGAUUGAUUUUGCUGGUUGUAUAACAGUGUGUAUUGGCUCAAGAUCUGGCUGUUCUUGUUUUUAUUUGAUAUUUAACCACUUCUCAAUGAGAGAGAUUCAGGAGAGAACAGAUUGUUCUUAUUCAUUAUCGGUGAAGUAAAAAUGGAAAUUCUGAUUAAUGUCAGUUACUAUUUUGAGCAUAUAAGGAUGUAUCUGAUUUGGACAUCUGUUUCUAAACAGUAUUCCUCACUUCAUGUAAGGUGAGAUCAAUGGUGAAAUUCCAUUUCUGCACUGUACUAAUUUAUUUAAUGGCUGCAAAUAAGAUGAAAUUAAUGGAAUAGGAACUAGUAGUGGACUUAAAUCUGAAAUUUUCCUAUUUCCCCUACAGGAGCCUGGUCCUUCAUUGUGAUAGAUAGAGUUAGGCAUUUUUGAAAUUUAAUGAUAGGAUCUUUCCCAUCUCUUCCUUGAGGUAGCAAUUCAGGCAUUUAUAUUUGACAGUAUUUACUUAAUAUAAACCUAAGUUCAUUUAUUAUAUCUUUUAUUUUUAAUUCAUAUACACUCCAAGGAAAAAAAUCCAGAAGAAAUUCCACCACAAAAAACUGCGUUAAGAUGGAGUCAGGCUUGCUGAUAUCUCUCAUACAGAAGAUUAUUAAAAAGGAAGUCAUUUUGAGGUGCUAUCAUGAUCUUUAGGAAUUACUUCCUCUUUUGGACAAGAUAAGUGAAUCAGAAGAAAAUAAGAGCAACUUAGCAUCUGCAACUCUGACCAUGUAUGCAUUAUUUCUUGUGCUGUGCUGUAAGGUAUGUGAUUAAGUCUGUCAGAUGUCUUAUGAGAAUAUUUUCCUAACACGGUGUUUACUCCAGAUUAACGCAGUAUUUUGUUUGGAAGUAUGUAGGUGUACAGGUAGAAAUAGAACAUGAGAAAUAAGAUUGAUGAAACAAGUGUUGGACAUUUCUAUAUUUUUAUACAUUAUGAAGGGCAUUUUUGAAAUUUUUCUUGCAGUUUUAGUAAUUAUUUAGUGUGGUAAUAUACAUAUAUUGUGACAAUGUUUUCCACUAUAUCCAUGACUUUGGUGUAAUUCUAUUUUAUGUAGCAAAUAUGUGUAUAUAGAAAGGAGAUUAUGUAAAAGCUAUGAUUAAAAAAUAGACUCAAGCCCUUCAGAACAGGGACCGUCUUCCUCUGUGUCUACAAAGUACUAAAUGCCUUGGGGUCCCAGCCAGAGCUCCCGUCUGAGACCUGUAGUGACUGAAUUGCCAAGUGAGGAGUGUGGAGGAAGCAGCUCCUCUGCUUUCCAUGAGAAGCCUUAGUAUAAAAGGUGCCAUGAAGCUCACGCUGCCAACCCCUGGUGCUGGGGCUGUGUGUGUACACAGCCCUGUGCCUGCCAAGCAACCCACAGAGCCCAGAGUCCCUGUGUCCUUUGCUCCGGUCCUUCCCCUUGGCAGUAGGAAAAGGAGUCUGACAAGGAGCUUUGAUGUGAUCAGGAGAUCUUCCAUGUUAGCAGGGUGACCCUUUCCAGAGCUUGUUCAGUCUGCAUGCAGUGUCCCUUGAAGCUGAUCAAAUGGUUCCUGUUGACUUCAAGGGCCACUGCAUGGGCUUCUGCAAGAUUGAGUUCUGCUGAUGUAACAGCCCUGCCACACCUGAGGACCUGGUUGGUCAAGUUCUUCAGGAAUGGUCUAAAAAGAUGUAAAAAUAUAAAUAUAUUUAAUUACAUGUACUGAAAACCAAAUCCUAUUUGUUGUGGUCAGAGUUCAGAUAAUUAUGGGAAUUUUGAUUUCUUAGUCAUACUUGCAUAUAUAUUGCUUUAACUGUUGUGUAUGAAAGAGGAAGUGAUUCUAAAAUGUGUGAAAGAUCAGGAUUACACCUGUUUCUUAAUGGUUAUGUUAUUUAGGAAUGGAUGUCAGCGAAUUUAACUCCAUAAUAAUGCAGUUUUUUUGCAUUGGAAUAUGUGUGUAUAUCAUACACCCACAUUUUAUAUAUAAUAUAUUAUAUAUUUGGUACUAACUUUGUAUUUUGAAAUUUUGCCAAAUCACGAACACAGAUGUUCUCACUUGUAAGACUUUGGUACUUAAUAACUGAAUGUAUAAGAAAUGCUCCGAUAUGAGAGGAAAGAGUGUUGUAUGGUGCCCCACAGUCCCGAUGGCUCGACCAGCAGGCACGUUGCCUUUUCCCCGUCUCGCUCCAUUGCAGCAUCCCCUUUGGUCUCCUGGAAAGCGUCUGUGUCCCCGCCGAAGCGCAGGCCGGCCGCGCGCCGCACCAGCGCCAGGGCUGACUGGCACGAGGGAUACAGGGGUGUGCCACAAAUGCAUUUAGUAAAUGCAGAAAUAGACAUUUCUACAAAGGCCAAAAUCUUUUGUUGUAUGUUCCUUUCUUGUCAUUACAUUGUAUCAUAUUGUAAGAUUAUUGUAUGUCCUAAUUUGCAUUAUAAAAUGUUUUUUCCUACUUAAAGGCAUAAAUAUAGGAACUUUGUAUAAAGGUAGCUUUCUAGAUUUUUAUUUCUUUUAUAUAAAAAAGUCUAAACAGUGGGAGUACCAUUGCCAAAUUGUUUAUAAAAUUUCAAGUAAUUUUCCCUGUUGAAUUAAUUUGUUUUUACAAACAUUCCGUAUUUCUUAUACUAUGCAGAAAGAGUGUAUUUUUAUGCCAUUCCACAUUAAUCUUAAAAAAAAUAAUUUCACUUCUUUUAAGCUGUCAUUACUGAGAAAGCUCAUCAAAUGUGCAUUUUUAAAAAAAGGUGUUAUGUACAUUUUCCCCCUUACCAGUGCCAACUUCAUUUGGAAAAAAAAAAAUUGUAGCAUGGCAAUAAACUAUUGAUUUUACAUUAAAAA
Messenger RNA from Prinia subflava (tawny-flanked prinia), 11018 nucleotides. RefSeq names its product fibroblast growth factor receptor substrate 2 (gene FRS2). The record is from RefSeq and is a predicted model, not a curated record. Gene Ontology annotation, biological process: fibroblast growth factor receptor signaling pathway. Gene Ontology annotation, cellular component: cell-cell junction; cytoplasm. Bases 2773 to 4299 code for a protein of 508 amino acids. Gene Ontology annotation, molecular function: fibroblast growth factor receptor binding; transmembrane receptor protein tyrosine kinase adaptor activity. NCBI's taxonomy places the organism in Eukaryota, Metazoa, Chordata, Aves, Passeriformes, Cisticolidae. The transcript is spliced from 12 exons.